CAAGAAUAAGAUUUAAAUCUACGAUUUUUGCGUCGUUAGUUACAACUUGUUAGACCAAGACUAAAAAGUUAUAGGACCAAAAUUGGUUAUUGUUUAAUAGUAUGGGGACCAAUAUUGUCGAAAAGGGAAAUAUGUAUCUACUUGUUGGAUACACUUUGCUCGUUCCCCUUUUCUUACCCCUUAUUGGUGGUUUGGUGGCUCCACGGAGCAUCAUGAGAGAUUGAGAGAUUUGGCUUCAAUGGCGGUUGCAAUCUGCUAAUUUGAUCGAUUCAUCGCAUAUAUGAUUCUAAUAUCUUUCUGGUUUUCCCGAAAUCUUCCCUCUUUUCGUUUUCCUUUUUGUUGUUUACGUAUUUUGAUCGCAGGUGAAAUCAGUAGUGAAUUAGAAGCUUAAUGGGGAAGAGUGGUUCGUCCUCCAAGAAAAAAUACUCGAAGAAAAAAAGUCUGAAGAUCUCCUCCGAGGCUCGUAGAAAAAAGACAAGUAGAAGAAAUAAAUCCAAGAAGCUUAGUCGACAUGAUGAUUCUUACUCUUCUUAUUCUGAUGACGAUUCAACCAGUUCAUCACUAAUUUCAUCUUCCAGUUCAGAGGACGAAUAUAAAAGUAGAAAAUCACGCUCUCGCACAAGAAAUGAAGUAAAGGGUAGCAAGAAACGAAGCAGAAGAAGAUCUUAUAGUGAAGAUAGCUCCAGUGAUUCACUCCCUGUGAAGAAGAGAAGAAGAUCCAAGAAAAAAUCCGAUUCUGAUAAAAAGAACAAAAAGAAGAUCAAGAAGAAGAAGAAGUCAAGAAGAGAUGAUUAUAUUAGUGAUUCUGCAAGCUGCUCCACUUGUGGAGAUGAAGACAGUAGUAGUGAUGAAGAUACAAAUACAAUCAAGGGUAAAAACGGAAAUAGAAAGAAUAGGAAUAGACAUAUGAGAUCUUCUUCACCUUACAAAGAUGAUGAUGAUGAUAACAUUGAGAAUGUAACAAUGGAAAACAACCCGAGGCGAUUAAAAUCUGUUAUCACCAUUGCAACACAACCAGAGAAUGAAGAAGGAGAUGAUAUGAAAAGGUAUGAUGAGGUUAAAGAAGAGAUGGUGUAUGAUUAUGAUCAUGAUUAUGAUUACCCUUCUUGUAAAAGCAACGAUAGUAAUGAUGGUGAACCCAAGAAAGAAUUAGUUGAUAACAACAACAACAUAUCUGUGAUGAGUAAGGAAAAAGAUAAUCUUGAAUCAGGUGUUGAUGAUUUGGAGUCGAUUUUGAGACAAAAAGCUUUAGAAAACCUAAGUAGAUUCAGAGUGCUUCAGAGGAGUAGGUUUACAUGGAGGAGAGAUGAACAUGAAAAGACUGAUACUACUUACAGUGGACCAGACUCCAGUGGAUCACAACCAAAGUUACAGAGUGCAGAUUUAUCUUCAACUGAAAGGGUGGAAAAUAUAAUCAAUACCCAUGAAAAUGUUGAGGUCAAAAAGUCAACUGAUGGAGUGGAAACACCAUCUUCUGCUUCUGGUUCUAAUGAGGCUUCACAGUUUGAGAAAAAGACAAUGUCUGUGAUGAGGGGUGGUGAAAUGGUGCAAGUAAGCUACAAGGUUUAUAUCCCCAACAGAGCUCCUGCUCUUGCUAGGAGGCAACUGAAGAGGUGAUGAAUGCAUGGAUCAAAUCCAAGGUUUAAGUUUUGUUUAAUUUGUGUUAUACAAAUUACAAAUUGUACACGUGACACUUCCCUUUUUUUUGUUUUUUAACUUAUGUGUACUCAUAAUAUAAUGUCAUAAACAAUUGUGCUUGAAGCACUUUGUGUUAAUUCUGUUUGCAUUUCAUUUGACUUUUGUUUAUUUUAUGUACAAUGUUAAAUGUUUGUGUGGAAGUUAUGGAU
Molecule: messenger RNA, 1847 nt
Organism: Lactuca saligna
Lineage: Eukaryota; Viridiplantae; Streptophyta; Magnoliopsida; Asterales; Asteraceae
Source: the annotation of a GenBank genome assembly